AUGGUAUAUUCCCAGAGAAGAGGUCCGGGACCCCGGCGCCUGCUGCUCUCGCUUCUGCUCCUCGCAGCCUGGGAGGCUGGGAGAGGCCAGGUGCACUAGUCGGUCCCUGAGGAGGCCAAACACGGCACCGUCGUGGGCCACAUCGCCCAGGACCUGGGGCUGGAGCUGGCGAAGCUGGUGCUGAGCCUGUUCCGGGUGGCAUCCAAAGGCCGUAGGGACCUUCUGGAGGUAAAUCUGCAGAAUGGCAUUUUGUUUGUGAAUUCUUGGAUCGACCGGGAGGAGCUGUGCGGGCGGAGCGCGGAGUGCAGCAUCCACCUGGAGGUGCUCGUGGACCGGCCGCUGCAGGUGUUCCAUGUGGAGGUGGAGAUGAAGGACGUUAAUGACAACCCCCCAAGGUUCUUGCGACAAGAACACACUAUUUUAGAAUCAAGAAUAGCGCAUUCUCGGUUUCCGCUAAAGGGUGCAUCUGAUAUGGAUAUCGGAAGAAACGCAGAACUGAGAUACAAGUUACAAGCUAAUGAAUAUUUUGACUUGGAUGUUAAAACAAAUGAAGAGGAAACAAACUUUUUAGAGUUAGUUUUGAAGAAACCAGUAGGUAGGGAAGAAACGCAAGAACAUCGUUUAUUGCUGAUUGCAAUUGAUGGAGGAAAACCUGAACUAACAGGUACAGUUCAGUUAUUGAUCAAUGUAUUGGAUGCGAAUGAUGAUGCCCCGGAAUUUGAUAAAUCAAUUUAUAAUGUCAGAAUACUGGAAAAUGCACCGAAUGCAUGCCUGCUGAAUGCCUCAGAUGCAGAUGAGAGCAUUAAUAAGGAAAUAGUGUACCUCUUUAGUAAUCUUGUUGUUGACAACGUAAAAUCUAAAUUUGUGAUCAAUGCUAAUAGUGGGGAUAUAACAGUUCAGGGAAGAAAACAGGAUUAUGAAGACUGUAAUUUAUAUGAAAUUAAUAUUGAUGCUGUUGAUAAAAGUCCAUUCCCAUUAAGACACUGCAAAGUGAUAGUGAAAAUCCUGGAUGAGAAUGAUAAUACCCCAGAGAUAGUCAUAACAUCCCUAUCUCUGCCUAUGCAAGAGGACGCCCAACUGGGCACUGUCAUCGCCCUGAUCAGUCUGUCAGACCACGACUCCGGUGCCAAUGGGCAGGUGACUUGCACCCUGACGCCUCAUGUCCCCUUCAAGCUGGUGUCCACCUUCAAGAAUUACUAUUCAUUGGUUCUGGACAGCGCCUUGGAUCGCGAAAGUGUGACGAACUAUGAGGUGGUGGUGACUGCGAGGGGGGGCUCGCCUUCGCUGUCGGCCACAGCCAGCAUGUCCGUGGAGGUGUCCGACGUGAACGACAACGCGCCCGCGUUCGCGCAGCCCGAGUACACGGUGUUGGUGAAGAAGAACAAUCCGCCCGGCUGCCACAUCUUCAUGGUGUCGGCGCGGGACGCGGACGCGCAGGAGAACGCGCUGGUGUCCUACUCGCUGGUGGAGCGGCGGGUGGGCGAGCGAGCGCUGUCGAGCUACGUGUCGGUGCACGCGCAGAGCGGCAAGGUGUACGCGCUGCAGCCGCUGGACCACGAGGAGCUGGAGCUGCUGCAGUUCCAGGUGAGCGCGCGCGACGCGGGCGUGCCGCCUCUGGGCAGCAACGUGACGCUGCAGGUGUUUGUGCUGGAGGAGAACGACAAUGCGCCCGCGCUGCUGCUGCCCGGGCCGGGCGGCGGGGCGGGCGCACUGAGCCAGCGGGUGGCUCGGUCGGUGGGCGCGGGCCACGUGGUGGCGAAAGUGCGCGCGGUGGACGCGGACUCGGGCUACAACGCGUGGCUGUCGUACGAGCUGCAGCCGGCGGCGAGUGGCGCGCGCAGCCCGUUCCGCGUGGGGCUGUACACGGGCGAGAUCAGCACGACGCGCGCCCUGGACGAGGCGGACGCGCCGCGCCAGCGCCUGCUGGUGCUGGUGAAGGACCACGGCGAGCCGGCGCUGACGGCCACGGCCACCGUGCUGCUGUCGCUGGAGGACAGCGGCCAGGCGCCCAAGGCCUCCUCUUGUUCCCCAUAG
Messenger RNA from Balaenoptera acutorostrata (minke whale), 2034 nucleotides. Its product is annotated as protocadherin alpha-5. Gene Ontology annotation, cellular component: plasma membrane. NCBI's taxonomy places the organism in Eukaryota, Metazoa, Chordata, Mammalia, Artiodactyla, Balaenopteridae. Gene Ontology annotation, biological process: homophilic cell-cell adhesion. Gene Ontology annotation, molecular function: calcium ion binding. The record is from RefSeq and is a predicted model, not a curated record.